AUACCGUGAAAAAAAACCCUAGCCGCUAAUUGUGGUUGAGGUUUCUACCGAACUGCUCCCUCGAGACGAAAAUGGUCACUUUCAAGUUUCACCAGUACCAGGUUGUGGGAAGAGCUCUCCCGACAGAGAAAGAUGAGCACCCUAAGAUUUACCGUAUGAAGCUCUGGGCUACGAACGAGGUUCGUGCCAAGUCCAAGUUCUGGUAUUUUUUGAGGAAGCUAAAGAAAGUUAAGAAGAGUAAUGGACAGAUGCUGGCCAUUAAUGAGAUUUUUGAGAAAAACCCGACAACCAUCAAGAAUUUUGGAAUCUGGUUGAGGUAUCAGAGCAGAACUGGAUACCACAAUAUGUACAAGGAGUAUCGUGACACUACCUUGAACGGAGCUGUGGAACAGAUGUACACAGAGAUGGCUUCCAGACACCGUGUCAGGUUCCCUUGCAUCCAGAUUAUUAAGACAGCCACUGUCCCGGCAGCUUUGUGCAAGAGAGAGAGCACCAAGCAGUUCCAUAACAGUAAGAUCAAGUUCCCAUUGGUGUUCCGCAAGGUGAGACCACCAAGCAGGAAGCUGAAGACGACUUACAAGGCCUCCAAACCCAACUUGUUCAUGUAAAAGGUCUCUGAUUGACUCUUUUUUUUUUUGUGGCGUAGAAUCGUGAUGAAGUUAUGUUCUCUGCUGUUUUGGAUUUUCCCUGAAAUUUUUGUUUAUCAACAUUCUAGGCGUAUUCAUGAAACUAUACUAGACCUUUUCUGGAUUUUGUGGUUCAUGUUUUUUGCUUAUGAAAGAAAACCCUUUUCCUUCUU
Messenger RNA from Eutrema salsugineum, 799 nucleotides. RefSeq names its product 60S ribosomal protein L18a-2. Bases 72 to 608 code for a protein of 178 amino acids. Lineage: Eukaryota; Viridiplantae; Streptophyta; Magnoliopsida; Brassicales; Brassicaceae. Gene Ontology annotation, biological process: translation. The record is from RefSeq and is a predicted model, not a curated record. Gene Ontology annotation, molecular function: structural constituent of ribosome. Gene Ontology annotation, cellular component: cytosolic large ribosomal subunit; ribosome. The transcript has 4 exons.